This is a messenger RNA of Saccostrea cuccullata (small rock oyster), 4307 nucleotides long. RefSeq lists its product as uncharacterized. The record is from RefSeq and is a predicted model, not a curated record. Gene Ontology annotation, biological process: dendrite development; heterophilic cell-cell adhesion; neuron remodeling. Gene Ontology annotation, cellular component: membrane. The coding region runs from base 912 to 4292 and encodes 1126 amino acids. NCBI's taxonomy places the organism in Eukaryota, Metazoa, Mollusca, Bivalvia, Ostreida, Ostreidae. Gene Ontology annotation, molecular function: scavenger receptor activity; low-density lipoprotein particle binding. The transcript has 21 exons.
GAAACUAACGGCUAUAAAGUUAAACAUAUAUCCUGCAAAAGUUUAUAAUAAUCUGUACAGGGUUAAUGAAGACAAAAGACUUGCCAGAAGUGUUUUAAAUAAUUGGAUUGAUUGUUUGAGUGAAGGAAGGAAGAUGUUUAAAAAAAUCUUUGUUCUGUUGCCCAGUGAAAGAAAACUGGGAAAGAGGCGUUUCCUUUGUUAAGCAGUUAAGCAAUUUGAUAUGAAAGAUCGCAAACUUGCAGUUAGAAAUAUAGAUAAAUAUCUUUACAAUUAUAUAAUUAUUAAAUCCCUUAAAUAUCAUUUACCUUAGACUUUAAACAUUUCAUAUAUCAAAAUUGAAGUCACCCACUUUAUCCACAUGAAAUAAACGACGGUGAAAACACAGAGGACCUGGGUUUUAAUGGUCACCAUGUUCAUUCUGCAAAAGGAUAUCAUUAUCCAUCCAUACUAUAGCAGAGAUUAGGCCAUUUUGACAAAUGGACUGUUUCUGUUGUAAAAAAAAAAUAACUUGCAUGGUAAGAAAUAUAAGAGUUGGAAAUCAUUUAAGCCUCAGUGACAGAACGUCAAAGAGCAUGUCACGUAACCGCCUAUAUUAAGUGAACCGCAGAAUGGUUGCAGAUGCGCAUUAAAAUCGGAGAGGACUACAAUGAAAAAUUUUCAACACUACAAUAUAUCAUUUUAUAUUGGAAGUCAUUUAAUUAGUUCGCGAACUUUUUGAUUACCCCUCGUUUGUUUAAAAAGAAAUAAGAUAUCCUUCAAGCUUUUGAAAAGGAAGUAAAUUUAAAAAAAAAUACUUCAGUUGUUUAGAUUAUAUAAGGGAAGAAAAAUUUUCAGAUUUGGUAUUAUAACAAUUGACGAUUUGACAGAUGUACAUGAUGUAUCUUGCUCCUAACAAUAGCAUUUGAUCAAGUAUGGGAUUUUAUGCGAGUAAUGCAUUGUUAUUAUAUGUUUGGAUUUAUUCCCUACCUUUUGCUAUAAGUUAUGACCAGCUUGUAAAUACUGCGAUUACAGUAGUGAGUAGCAGUUCCACAUAUUCAGAUGGAUCUUACGCUGGGUCUGCUGACAAAACAAUUGACAGGAACUUCGAUCAGGAGUAUAAAAGCUGCAUGCAUACAGACGUUGGAAGGUCAGAAGCCUGGUUACAAAUUGAUCUUGGAGGCAUCUUUAAUUUGAAAAGUGUAAAAUUAUGGUAUAGAAAUGAGAGAAAUAGGGGAAAAGACAAAAAUACGAGAAGACUCAAAGGAUUUUCAAUUCUGGCGUCACAUCUGUCAAAUGUAGAUAAAAGGUACCAAUGUUAUCAAGACCCAGGAAAUGUGACUCUUGAUACAGUGCUUGAAGUAAACUGUACACGUUUAGCGCGGUAUGUCACGAUUUAUAAUGAUCAGAAGAACGAUCCAGGCGGUGUAUUUCUGGAGAUCUGUGAAGUGGAGAUUUACGGUUGCCCGCGUUAUAGAUAUGGCGAAGAUUGUACUCGAUGUGAUACGUGUAAUGCUGAAUGCGACGUAACGGGACAGUGUGAUACGCACGGUUGUAAAGAAGGAUAUCAUCCAUCAUUCUGCAAAGUAUGUAUUCCUGGGAUAUUUGGCAAUGAUUGCAAAGAGGUAUGUGGUUACUGUGAAAGAAAAGAGCCAUGUAAUCAUAUCAACGGAUCAUGUCCUGGAUUGUGUGAACCCGGAUAUUAUGGAGAAAAAUGUCUCACACCCUGCAGUGGUGGUUUUUAUGGCAAGAACUGUCAUCGCCGCUGUGGACAUUGCUUGCACAAAGCAAGAUGUAAUCACGAGACAGGUUAUUGUCCAGAUGAACUCUGUGAGCCAGGAUAUAAAAAAAAGAAAUGUAAUGAGGAAUGUGAUGACGGGUAUUUUGGCAAUAACUGUAAAGAAGAAUGUGGUCACUGUGCAGGUAAAAUGCCGUGCAAUAAAACUGACGGUACUUGUCCAGGAGAAUGUGCAGAUGGAUGGAUAACACCCCGCUGCAAUGAAAUAUGUAGUCCUGGAAGAUAUGGCAAAGAUUGCAAAGAGGUAUGUGGUUACUGUGAAAGGAAUGAGCCAUGUAAUCAUAUCACUGGAUCCUGUCCUCGAUUGUGUGAACCCGGAUAUUAUGGAGAAAAAUGUCUCACACCAUGUACGUUUGGAAGGUAUGGCGAAGGCUGUAAGGGAAUAUGCGGUCACUGUGAAAGCAAUAAAACUUGUAAUUAUGUCAAUGGAUCCUGUCCAGGGCUAUGUGAACCUGGAUAUCAUGGGGAGAACUGCCUAACAACAAACAACCAGGCGAUUAAAAACAAAACAAACGCAGUCUUUUCCCAGGCUCUCUAUGGUGUUACAAUCAUUCUAUUUCUAAGCAUUUUGCUCAACAUAUUUUUAAUUGUGCGAAAUGCCAGAAAAUUCUCUAAAAAGACAAAGAGACAACAAAACUCAAAGAAUGUUGAAAACAGACCUGUGAAUAAAAUAUUAGAAGAUAACGUAGGCUAUCAAGAACUUGGAGAGUUGAGUCUUCCCUCCAUUUAUGAAAAAGUGGACAAAAAGGAACACAAGGAAAGUUACCAGGAACUUGGACAACUUAGCCAACCCUCUUUGUAUGAUAAGCUUAAAACAGAUAAUAAGCCUUCGUUACUUAUUACUAACAAAACGAAAGUUGAAAGCAGCUCUUUGUAUGUAUGGGGAUCUUACUCCGGAGAUGCAAACAAAACCAUCGAUAGGAACUUCAGUCAGAGUUAUGUUGCCUGUAUGCAAACCGCCCCAGGACAGUCAGAGGCCUGGUUAAAUAUUGACCUCGGUAGAGUCUUCAAUUUGAAAAGUGUUCGAAUUUGGUAUAGGAAUGACCGUGGAGCGUACAACACUAAAAGACUGAGCGGAUUUUCAGUACUUGUAUCCAAUAAUUCAGAAUGGAGUGUUAAUGACACCUGUUAUCAAGAUUCCGCAAAUGUUACACUUGAAACAGUGCUUGAAGUGAAUUGUUUUCAUACAGCUCAAUAUGUAAAGAUAUACGCAAAUAAGAAUAUUGAUGGGGGUGCUAUUCUUGAGAUCUGUGAGCUGGAGAUUUACGGUAAUACAACAGGUUGUUCAUACCAGGACAAUAAUGGAAGUUGUAUUUCAUGUGACGAGUGUAAGAAUGAUUGUAACAUUAACGGGGAGUGUGAUGAAUGGGGGUGUAAAAGUUAUAGUCUCCCUCCUCCAUUCUGUAAAGGUAUUUCCUCAAACCUGCGCAGCACAGUUAAGGUUAAAAGGGAGUAUCGUGCAACAAGGUUGAUGGGUGCUGCCACGGAGGUUGUAAAGAUGGAUGGACGAAUCUCUACUGCAAUGAAAAUAACUUCCUUUUUCACAGUGCAUUUGGUUUUGAUCACGAUGGGAUUCAAUGUGUGUAUUCUACUAAUACUUUUUACAUGGAUCAAUAAUUUUUACCGUGUUUCAUGUUAUGAUCAGCUUGUAAGACCCGGAUACACCAUGGCAAGCAGUAGUUCUGUUGAUUAUGAUGGAUAUCCAAACAAGACAGUGGAUGGAGACUUCAGACAAAAUAAUUAUACAUACUGCAUGCAUACAGCUGUCGGACACACAGAGGCCUGGCUUAGGAUUGACCUUAGGAAGAUCUACAAUAUCCAAUCAGUCAAGUUUUGGUAUAGAAAUGACUCGAGAUUACUAGGGUAUAAUACAAGAAGAAUUCAAGGGUUUAAUAUUCGCCUCUCAAACACAACCCAGACUAUUCCUCGGCACAUCUGUUAUCAAGACGAUGGAUCUAGAAGGAUACCUCCAAUUUUGGAAAUAAUGUGUGAAGGAGCGGCCCAAUACGUAUGGGUUUACACAAAUAGGAAUUUUGGAUUUGGAGCAUUUCUAGAAAUAUGCGAAAUGAAGGUGUUUGGUUGUUCAUACCAGGACAGUGAUGGAAAUUGUAUCCCUUGUGACCAGUGUAAGGGUGAUUGUAACAUCAACGGGGAAUGUGACGAACAGGGGUGUAAAAAUGAAAGUCUAAGUCCUCCAUACUGUAAAGAAUGCAGAAAAGGUUUAUACGGAAGAAAUUGCAGUAAUGCCUGUGGAUUCUGUGAUAAACAAGCAGUAUGUGAUCAGGUAAAUGGUUCUUGUCCCUCGGGACACUGUGAACCAGGAUGGAAACAUACACUUGAUCAAAGAUGCAAUGAAGAAUGUGAUAACAGAACCUAUGGGUUAAACUGUAGUCACAAUUGUGGACGCUGUGCAGAGGGGUUAUCGUGCAACAAAGUUGCCGGGACCUGCCCCAAGGGUUGUGAAGAUGGAUGGACGAAUAUCUACUGCAAUGAAAGUAAGCACACUGUUCCAAUUUAAUGAAAUUAAAUAGGA